This is a messenger RNA of Diatraea saccharalis (sugarcane borer), 3327 nucleotides long. Lineage: Eukaryota; Metazoa; Arthropoda; Insecta; Lepidoptera; Crambidae. The record is from the annotation of a GenBank genome assembly.
UCAAACCAAAAUGGCUGACUUUAACAUUGUCUGAUUCUGAGCGAUUGAUUUACUUUUUUAGAUAUUAUUCGGUAAGGUUUUACUGUAAGUUCAUGUGCAUUCAAUUCCAAAUAAUGCGGAAUUGUAGUAAAUGAGAUAGGGUGUUUGUAAAUCACGGAAUAAUAAUGAAUGAGGUUGCCAACACUCAAGGCGCUUCUGCUGGUAUUGAGAAGCCGGUUCAAGAUAUUGCUGUCAAAUUCCCGCUCUUCCCGGAACCUACAGAUGAAGACUUCGAAGAUGAUAUUGGUGAUGUUGAAAGGAGUUACUAUAAAGAAAAAUUUAAAGACCUGAAUACAAUUAAUUCUUACAAGUUGCACUGCACUGCUUGUGAUCGUCAUUUAGGAUCAUCAACUCGUAAUGAAUCUCGUAUGCGUUCUCACCCUAUGCUCCGAACGUUGGUAUGUCACACAUGUCAUACGUUUUAUAACAGUGGUGAAUUUGAAAAAGGUGACGAUGGUUCUGAAUUAUAUUGUCGCUGGUGUGGUCAAGGUGGGCAAGUAUAUUGCUGUUCAGAUUGUCCUCAUGUGUUUUGUGCAAAAUGUAUUAAACGCAAUUUGGGCAUGCCUAAAAUAAAGGAAAUCGAAAAUACAGAUGAUUGGAAGUGUUUCAAGUGUAAAUCGAACUGUUUAUGGGAUCUUCGUGCAUUAUGUUGGGCUUUACUGAGAUAUUGUGACCUCAAAAAUAAAAUAACACAUAACACUCAAGAUCCACAGUUAAAAGAAACAUAUCAGAAGCAUUGUUCAAUAGAUCAUUCAGAAUGCUGUAGAAAUAAGGCAAGACGCAAAGAAAAAGUGGAUGUAAAGAGCAUUAAAAAAGAAACUGACUCUGCUAAGAAGGCAACAAGCGCUAUUAUACCACGAAUUCCUGCUACAAUACAGGUUAAAAAAUUUGCUUCAAUUAAUAUUGAUGAAUCUAAAGAAAAAAAACCACAAAAGAGACCUGCUAGUCCAGUCAAAAAUAAACCUAUAUUUAUGAAAAAUCCUGUAGCACUAGCACAGUGUCAAAAGAUAAUUACUCCAGUCACCAUGCCUCCAUUGAAGAAAAUAAGGAUGCCGAUGAUGGCACCUGUAAGAAUACAACAAGACAAAAAACCAAACCCCUUUAUAGGUCAGAAUACAUAUACACGCAUACGGCCAAAACCACCACCCAUAAUGCCUAUUCCAAUUGUACCAACGUCAUACAAUGGUUUCUCAAGUAAUAAUACUUAUAGCCAUAAUUCUUUCAACAAUAUGGUUGUUAACGAUAACAUAAACCUAUCUUUGGAGAGUUUGACUCAGGGUUUGGAUAUGGCAGCUGUAGUGGCAAUGUCUAACAACAGUAAUAAUCAGGACGAUGAUGUUGUUUGCACACCAGAUUUUCCUCUAGAACCAUUGUGCGAGGUAACAGAAGACAAUACUGAUGAUGAUGUCCAAUGUAUCACCCCUGCUCCUGCCGUUAAGCAAAUACCAUCGCUACAGCAAAACAAUACAUCAAAGUCUACCCCUAAUUAUACACGUAUAGCAAAUAACUUACCAGAUGUAUCUUCAGACAAUAUUAUACAGAUGACUGAAGAGGAUGUAUCUGUUAACACUCAGACAGGAGGUUUAAAAUUCCGAGUUGAUCCUCAAACUCUAUCAUCUAAUAAAAUGUACCGUUUACCUGAUGGACGAAUUUUUGCAAUCAAUUCAAACCCUAGUAUGCCGGGAGGAUAUUCAGCAACAAUUGUGGCAGUUACAGAAACAACUGGGAAAGCUAUAGCUCCUAAAGGUGCUACAUACGCGGCAAAAUUAAGCGCAGUUCCAAGCUCGACUCCAAAACCAAUAGUGCAUUCUAAUAGUAGUAAUCGAACGCGUGCAAAGGCAAGUAUAUUAAGGAAAUCCUUGAACAGUACGAACAGAUCAACCACGUCAGUGAAAGAGUGUGAUAUGAGUGUGUCUGUAGAAUGGUAUAGAUUCAAUUUAUUAGAAGCUAUUGAUUCCUUAGAAUAUUCAUUGGGAAGGCUGGAAAAAUUAAAAAAACAGACCACUACAUUGUUUCUUCGACAAAGAUCUCUUGAAGAAAUGCGCAGUUUACAUAGAACAUUGGAAAGAGUACUAAACACCUCGUCUAAUAGGUUUAACGAAAUUCGUGAAAAUUUAAAUAAAGAACUCAAACAAUAUGUGCAGAAAAAGACUGGUGGUACUGUGAGUGAUGACGAUGACGACGUUGAAAUAUUGCCUGAUUUGAAUGAUGAUCCUAUUUUCAUAGAUGAAAAUUCCACGGAAUCUACUAUCAAUGAAAGUAACGAAACUCAAGAAGUAGAUCUGACAGGUGUUGGUAGUAGCGAUCACAAUACUAGUAUCGAAAAUAAAGAUGAUAAUUACUUGAAUACAAGAAAAGACGUAGCAAAUUCCAUUGACGGUGAUGAUAAUAAUAGUAAUUCUUCUAACAAUGAAAAUAUCUCAAAAGAGAUAGAAAAUGGAUACAAAAUUGGUGAUGCUAAUGAUGAAAAAGCAGGCAAAGAAGUAGUAAAUCGUGAAUCGAAUAGUCCAAUAGAAAGUAAUAGUUUAGAAAAGAGUAACCACAGACAAGGUUCGCCAGAGAAAGAUAAUACAAUAACUAAUACUGAACUUGAUCAAGAACAGAAAGAUGAAAAGCCACAUAGAGAUGAUGAUUUGGAACAGAAAGAUUGCCAAAUGAAGUUGGUGAAUACUGAUACUAAACAGAAGGAGCCUACAAUUGAAAAAACUAUUGAUAAUGAUACAAAUAAAAAAGCAAUUCCAGAAGAACCACUGAAGGAGAUAGAAAAAAAGAUAUCGGAAAGUUUGAGUACUAUAAAAGUUGAGGAUAAAAUGCAGGAUUCUGAAAUGACUGAAGGUAUGAUUGAUAAAAUAUUAAAAGAAGAGGAGAAAUUGCCAGAUCCAGAAAUGAGUGAGGAAAUGAUCGAGAAUCUUCUUAAAGAUGACAAUGUAGAUGAAAUUGAGAACAUUCUUCCUGAUAAAGAAAUGGAUGUAGUAUAAAGUGUAUAAAAAUAGUGUGAGAGUUUAUAUGUUGUAUUUAGAUUAGUUAACAGAUAUAAGUUUAAAUAUUAUAUGUCAGUGAAAAUAUAAACUUUAAAAACUGUUAACAUUUAUGUAAUUAAUUCUGGGGUAUUAAUAGAUAAAACAAAAUGAAGAAAAAAGAUAUGGAAGGCAUUUUACACAGGCAAGCUAUAAAUAAUAGUAAUUUGUUCAUUUUGAAUUAUAUUUUUUAUUUGGUAUUGUGAUAAAUUGCUUAUAUUAUGCGUUACUUCACAUUUGUAUACACAGACAUUACUUUUUGGUUACUCUG